Molecule: messenger RNA, 2203 nt
Organism: Orycteropus afer afer
Lineage: Eukaryota; Metazoa; Chordata; Mammalia; Tubulidentata; Orycteropodidae
Source: RefSeq, a predicted model, not a curated record
GAAGACGUAGCUGCGGGUGGCUGUGCUGGCUGCGGCCAAGAUGUCGACCAAGAAUUUCCGAGUCAGUGACGGGGAUUGGAUUUGCCCUGACAAAAAAUGCGGAAAUGUAAAUUUUGCCAGAAGAACCAGCUGUAAUCGAUGUGGACGGGAGAAAACAACUGAAGCCAAGAUGAUGAAAGCUGGGGGAACUGAAAUAGGAAAGACACUUGCAGAAAAAAGCCGAGGCCUGUUUAGUGCUAAUGAUUGGCAGUGUAAAACUUGCAGUAAUGUGAAUUGGGCCAGAAGAUCAGAGUGUAACAUGUGCAAUACUCCAAAGUAUGCUAAGUUAGAAGAAAGAACAGGAUAUGGUGGUGGUUUUAAUGAAAGAGAAAAUGUUGAGUAUAUAGAAAGAGAAGAAUCUGAUGGUGAAUAUGAUGAGUUUGGACGUAAAAAGAAAAAAUACAGAGGGAAGGCAGUUGGUCCUGCAUCUAUUUUAAAGGAAGUUGAAGAUAAAGAAUCAGAGGGAGAAGAUGAGGAUGAGGAUGAAGAUCUUUCUAAAUACAAAUUAGAUGAGGAUGAGGAUGAAGAUGACGCUGAUCUCUCAAAAUAUAAUCUUGAUGCCAGUGAAGAGGAAGAUAGUAAUAAAAAGAAAUCCAAUAGACGAAGUCGCUCAAAGUCUCGAUCUUCACAUUCACGAUCUUCAUCACGCUCAUCCUCCCCCUCAAGUUCAAGGUCUAGGUCCAGGUCCCGUUCAAGAAGUUCUUCCAGUUCGCAGUCAAGAUCUCGUUCCAGUUCCAGAGAACAUUCGAGAUCUCGUGGGUCGAAAUCAAGAUCCAGCUCCAGGUCCCACAGGGGCUCUUCUUCCCCACGAAAAAGAUCUUAUUCAAGCUCAUCAUCAUCUCCUGAGAGGAACAGAAAGAGAAGUCGUUCUAGAUCUUCUUCAUCUGGUGAUCGCAAAAAAAGACGAACAAGAUCACGGUCACCCGAAAGCCAGGUGAUUGGUGAAAACACUAAACAACCCUGAGCCCAGGGCCAACCCCUACGGAACACCACUACUUUACCCAGGCACCACAGGUCAUCUUCUGGAUCGUCUCAUUCUGGUUCCCGUUCAAGUUCAAAAAAGAAAUAAUGUAUUAAAAUUUACAUCUUUAAAAAAAAUGAAUACAAUGCAUGAAGCAUAUUUUUUAAGAAGUUGAUGUCUUACUUGGUCAGAAGUGCUAAAUCUGCUAGUAGAGGUGCAUGCCUUUCAUUGCUUUACAGAACAAUACAGCUGUGUUUAUUUGUGAAAUUAAAAGUAAAUAGCAUUUUAAGCCAUAAUGCCCCAAAAUAGAUGCUGUAUUUAGCAUUCAUUAUUUAAAACCAUUGCUUUAUUUAAAACCAUCUCAACUAUAACAAAGUGCUUUGUUUCUUAAUUUGAACUGUUUCAUUUCUGAAUAUGGCUGGUCUGUUUACGAAGACAGAAUUACUAAAUUUUUCUGAACUUUGAGCAUGUUGGCAAGGACUGGUGGUAAACUAGUUAGAAGCCAGCUGUUUAAGUUAACCUGGAAAAAGUACUUGUUUGUGUUAACUUACGUCUAAGUGACUCCUUAGAAAAAAAUCUAAUCUAAGUUGCAAAAACAGCCAAUUAGAAACAUCCUUAUUUUGAAAUUCCUUAUGUUAAAAGUUCCUUAGAAUCAUUGUAUUUUUUUUUUUUUUUUUAAUGUACUUUUACUUUUGACAACACAUUUAAUGGAGAAAUAUCUCGGCGAAUUGUAGAAGGAGAAAGUUGUGAAUCCUUUCUCUCUUACUCAUGCAUAAUUUUGGGCAAGAAAGAAACGCAGUCUAAAAAUUCAUUUCUUCUUGUUCAUAUGGGUGGCUGAUGAGAAAAAACAUCUUAUUUUGAAAUGUUUAUCUUACUAUUUUAAAGAGUUUUAUGUGGUAUUUUUAAAAAAUCUGGUCGUGUGGUGUGGUAAGCAAGACUAAAUCAUAGUUGUUGAGCAAAUUGAAGAAAGCUAAAGUACAUUUUUCUUUGGGUAAAAGGCCAACAGAAAUAUUUUGGGUUUAAGUGAACAUUUGCCUUGCGAUGUUUAACUGUAAACAGCACUGCAUAAAAUUUUCUUCUGAAGUACAAAUGAAUGCUUGUUUCUGUGAUGUAAGCAAAAAUCAUUAUUGUUCACAUUCGCUUACAGUUAUUUAUGGCUUAAAAUGCUUUCAGAGUUUAUUUCUCAAAAUUAAAAUCUGGUCA